AGCGGCUAACGCAGACGAUUACACUUUUUUUCACAAAAUAUAUUCGGCCUCUGGUAAUACAGCAAUGCUAAAAUAGAACAUUUUUCACCAUUUGAAUUAGCAAAAAAAAUAAAUAACUUGCGCAGAUACACGUUUGUUACGUCGAGUAGCGCUUUCUAAGCCUUGGCAAGCGGCAGGCCUUUUUUUAAGGGAGCGGACCUGUGAUUGGAGACUCCGUUUCCCGUCAGGGAGUGCGGCGUCAGGUGAUACAACUUUCCAUUGUCUUGUUGGUAUUUGUAGUUUGUGUGCAGCACGUUAAGACGUUUAAACAAAAAGUUUUUUAAAGCGUUGAUGAUUAAUUGGCAAGUCGCUAAUCGUUCUAAGUGAAGAAAGAUGCUCUUUUGUGUCCUAUUACUUCACUGGCGAUGCACAGUGAUGCCUCACGGUGUCGGUGAUAUCAGUCUAAGCAUCGCAAAGUUAAGAUAAGUGAACGCGCGGCCUGCCAGUUUCAUCAGUCAUGGCUUCAUCAACCGUGAAAGCUGACGGGAAGCAGCCGAGAGUAAGCCCCAAAGCAGGCCAACCAUCUUCACCAGAGUCCUCACUUACCUGGUGCUUGACCCACCUCUGCAAACCUGGACCACCUGGAGGGGCCGAGCAUCAGACAGGUUCAUGCAGAGACACUGACAAGCGCUCUAAAAUGUGUCAGUGGCGAGCCCUAGUUGCCAUCAGGACGCAGCACAUCAAGGGCGACAAGGCUGGCAUCGCCAGAUUUAGAGCAAAAGGUGGUCUGAAGAUCCUGCUGAACCUGCUCCAACACCCGGAGUGCUCCAGGAAAACUCUGGACCUGGCUCUCAGCAUCCUGGCCAACUGCUGCACUGAGCUGGAGACACGCGUAGAGGUGCGCAAGCUUGAAGGAAUAAACAUUGUUGUGGACAUAAUGAAGAGAAACGUGGCGCUAGAUACGGUCCAAAACCGGGCUGCCAGAGCUUUAGGGAACUUGGCCAUGGAUCCAGAGAGCUCUGCACUCAUCCACUCUGCUGGUGGUAUUCCUCUUCUCCUCCUUUGUGUGUCCCUGUCGUCUGCUCCGUCAUCUCCCACAGUCACUCCACCCUCAGACUCCUGUCCCAAACUUGAAUGCGCUCAGUCAGCUGCUCGGGCCCUCCUGUACCUCUCAGACUCACCAACAAACCGCCUCUCCUUGCUCACCCAAGGGACGUUAUCUGCCCUCGCCCCUCUUAUUGCCCCAGAAUACCCUCAAGGACUGAGGCGUGCAGCCCUUAGGACCCUCCAUGAGCUGACUAGGGGCUGUGGAGUCGAAUGUGCCAGAGAGAUUUCUCGUUCUGGUGUCUUGACUCAGCUUGCUGUCAUAGCAUCAGGGGAGUCUGGUGAACAUUUCGAAGAGCUUGCCCUGAAAACGCUGGCUAACAUGUGCUCUCAAGGCUGCCUGCGACCUCUUGUGGGCUCUCUGGGGGUCAUUCAGAAAUUUACAGAGGAAGUUAAAAGGGACCCAAUCAAGUCAGGAGUCUUCUUCAAGGCUCUGUGUUUGUGUUGCAAAGAGGCGGUGAAUCGGGCCAAGGUGAAAGAGAAUGGCGGUUUGGAGGUCCUGAUGAAAUUUUUGUCCUCUCACCAGAAUCAUCCACUUUCCAGGUUCGCUAUUCUUGCCUGUGUAGACUUUGUUUUUGAUGAAUCUGCCUUGGAACAGCUGCAAGAGUUGGGGCUGGUCCCUGUUCUGGUUGCGCUUCUGGUGAAGCUCACCAGAGGAGAGGAACAUACAAUGGAGAAGAUGGAUGUGAGCGUCUCCUCUAACAUGUCUCACAAUGAGCUUCUGUCCUCUUCAUGUUUGGAGUCAUUUGACUUUCCUCCUCCUGAGGGAUCCAGGAGGGAGGAAGCUGGGAGGGAACAAGGUUCAUCAAGCUUCUUAAGUCUCAGGUCCUGGUUGCUUUCUGAGGGAUUAAUAUCGUCUGAAGGGGAUCUGCUGGAUUCCUCCUGUGCUGAUGCUGAAUGGGCGAGUCUUAAUCCCUCAUCUUCAUCCCCUCAAACCUCUUCCCCAAACCCAGACUCCAGCCACUCGCCUAAAACUUCCUGUUCAUCCAGCUCUGUUUCGAGGAAGGCAGCUUCACCUCUAUCACCUGUCUCCUCCUCAUCGUCUUCCUGGAGCAUCCCCGAUCCACCUUCCUCUAGUCGGAUCACUCCCCAAACCCUGACUGCUUCCUCCGUCGUCUGCUCUUCCAAUAAUACACCCGUCUCCCCAUCAACAGUCUCUUCUUCACAGAAAAGGAGACGGUCUCCUUCAGCAGCUUCCCUGACUAAAGUUACACUCGAUAGCCCCCCUGGUGUACCCCGAACCAGCACUUACCAUCAUCCCUAUCACCCCGAACCCUGGACACCAGAGUCACCCAUCCUGCUGCUGCUGUCCCGUUUCUCGCACGCCAGCGACCCCAGUGCCGCCCUGGUGAGCUCCAGCGUUGUGUCCGGCUUGCUCUGCUACCUCACCCAACACCAGGACCCCAGCAGCAGGUGUUUCCGCAUGCUUUGCCGACUGAGCUGCAACCCAAGCUGUUUGCAGGCACUGGUCCGAACCGGUUCCGUGGCGCUUAUUCGCCACCGUCUCUGCUUGAGUGACGACGGAUCAGAGAGACGGCAAAAGCAGACGGAUCGAGUGAAGGCCAAAGUAAAACAGCUGGGUGAUGCUCUUCUGAAUAAUCUGCGGGUCCAGUGUGAGUCUGGGUUUGGUUCUGGUGUUCUCACUCAUGUGAUGUUGUCAGGCUCUGAGUCAGACAAGAUGAGCUGUGCUCUGUCCCUGCCAUUCAUCAGCAGCAACAAAUCCCUGUUAAGGAAGCUUCUCUUGGAUUGUGGUGGUCUCCCCGCAGCGCUGCGACCUCUUGACUGCGGAUAUGAUGACGAUGAGGAUGAAGACCACCGUGGAAGGCCUCUCUCUGACUUGUUUAAUUCACCCCGUUCAGAUGCGACCUCUCAGCCAUAUCUUCUGUAUUUGUCACUCCUGCUUGAAUGCUUAUCUGCUAUGACGGGUGCCGUUAAAACCGGACUGGUAGAAAAGAACACAAACCCAACUCCAGUCAGCGGCGCUGACAGAGAUUCUCCUCCUCCAUUGAAAAAGCCUCGCCUCGCUGACUCAUGUCCUUAUGGGAGUUCAAACUUCGACCUGGUCUUGCUGCUUGAUGAUGGGACCCGGAUUCCAGCCAACAGGGAGGCUGUGGCUGGGGUGGAGGGCGCAGAUGGAGUUGGAUCUGAAUACUUCAGGGCUCUGUUGAGAGGUGGGUUCGGAGAGGCUCAGAGUAAUGCAGAAGAAGGUAUUCGUAUCAAAGAUGUCAGCACAGGUAUGUUGCUGCCGCUGCUGCAUUACCUGCAUGGAUGCCGCUUCAGUUUGGACACAGAAACUAAAAGGGGGAACGAACAAGGAACCAGAGGGCAGUGUCAGACUUUAGACUCGCUGGUUCUGGGUGGACUAGGUGUCUUCCAAAAGGUGACAGAGGAGGUAUCAACAGAAAGCUUCCAGAAAACACCUUUAUGUGAAACAAUGAUUGGGGCAUGCAGGUUUUUGGUGAAUGACCUCCAGAGAGAGUUGGAGGAUAUUUUUGUGUCAUUUCUACUGUCCAGCGCCAACGCCGGUCAACCCAGGCAAGCUGAUAAACAAGACGAUGCUAAAAAGAAAGAUAGGGACCAGAAAGGUACUGACCCUGCAGAGGACAACCUGGCUAAUCUAACAUCUGAACUAGAACAGUCUGAACAACUGAACAGUUUCCUUCAACAAGUUGAAGGUAGGGAAACUUUCACUGGAACCAUACAGAAGGUUAUCAGGGGACUCAACAGAGGUUUAGAUGAGAACACAAUCAAAAAAGUCAUUUCUGUUUCCAAAUCUGUCAACGCGUCAGAGGACCAAUUAGAAGAGGAGUCGUUGGCACCAAAGAACCUGCUGAAGGAUGCAGAGCGGGGCUCCUGUUCUUCCUCAGAAACCACCCUGGCUGCUUUGCUUCCCCAGCUGUACUGGUUUUCCCAGCGGUACGGCUAUCCAGCUCUGGGUCGGGCCUGCCUCGCUCUGCUGCUGGGUUUCCAGGACUGUCCUCGUCCGUUUGCAUCCUCCGUUGCUGCGGAUUGCCUUCGCAGACUAGUCAGAGAGGCAGACUGUACAGAGACUCUAAAGCAGGACCUGCUGAGCCUGGUCUCAGCGGCUUUAGGCUGAGCAAGGGCAGAUCUUGCCAUUAUCUUACUUGGACUACAACUAGUUUAAAACAAAAAGCAAAACCCAGUCAUCCGCCAACAGAAGUGUUGCAUUAUUUCCAUCAUUUUGAAGCACUCAUUAUUUAAAAAAUUUUGAGUUGAGGAAGAAUGUCCGUUUGACAAAAUUCUGUUAAAAUGUCAAAAUUAAUUACGUUGGUGUUAAUUUUGUACAUAAAGAUGAUAUUGAAUGGAAGACAUUUGUUGCACUCCUUGAGCUGUCCUAUAUAAAUAUGCUGUCACAUGA
This is a messenger RNA of Girardinichthys multiradiatus, 4462 nucleotides long. Its product is annotated as armadillo repeat-containing protein 5-like. Gene Ontology annotation, biological process: anatomical structure morphogenesis. The coding region runs from base 497 to 4180 and encodes 1227 amino acids. Gene Ontology annotation, cellular component: cytosol. Gene Ontology annotation, molecular function: protein binding. NCBI's taxonomy places the organism in Eukaryota, Metazoa, Chordata, Actinopteri, Cyprinodontiformes, Goodeidae. The transcript is spliced from 7 exons. The record is from RefSeq and is a predicted model, not a curated record.